This is a messenger RNA of Paramecium octaurelia, 1335 nucleotides long. NCBI's taxonomy places the organism in Eukaryota, Ciliophora, Oligohymenophorea, Peniculida, Parameciidae. The record is from the annotation of a GenBank genome assembly.
AUGAACGAAUAAGGCAGGUAUAGUAAAUUAAGUGAAGAGGAAGCAGCUGCUUAAUUUGAAUUGAGGUAAUGAUUGUGAUUUACUUAAGAAAAUAAUAAAUAAUGGGCAAUUUGUUGGAAUAAUAUGAGAGUAGCCAAAAAAAUAAAAAGUCAUCCAAAAUAUCAAAACCAUAAGAAACAAAUCAAUAGGAAUUCAUUGUGUUCAACCCUAAGAAAACAUAGUUGAAGAACCCGAAACAGAAAUCAAAGCAAUUGAAACUUGUUAAAGAAGAAUCUCCACAAUAGAAUUCUACUCCUUCUCCAGAAGUAGAUGUGGAAAAGACUUAAUAAAUCGUGGUGCCAACUCCAAUUGCGUAAACUCCCUCUAUUGUUAAAAUUGAUAGUGCAAACUAAAAAAAAAUAUUGUUGAAAGAUAUUGGAAAUAUAGAUUUGGAAAUACAAAGAUUAACAAGAGAAACAAAGGAUUUUGAAAUGGAUAAAUUAGCAAAUAAGUCUUAGUUUUCUUAUUAAUCUUAAAGCACCAAAGAAGCUGCUUCUAGGAACAAUCCUCGACAGACUUCAUCUUAGCAAUAAUAACAAUCUAAAGUAUAUUAUGAAUUAAGACAAAGACCAUCAAGUAAAGAAUCCCGCAUUUCUGAAUCAUCUUAUACAAGAAAAGCAGAAUGUUUUAAGGGAGUUCUAAGAAGUUCAAGCUUAAAAAAGCUACCUUAAUAAUAAUAAUAAUAAUAAUAAUAAUAAUAACAAUAAUUACAAUAAUAAUAAUAAUAAUAAUAAUAAAAAGAAUAAUACAAAAAUUAAAAUUUAUCUUAAUAAAAAAAUCCAAAUGAAAAGUAAACUGUGAACAAAACAGUAACAAUAGAGUCAGAAAAUAAAGAACCAACAAAUAAGAUUUCAUAAAGUGAACGCAAAGUACCUAGACCAAUGAUCUAAAUCAAUAGAAGUUAAUCAAAAUAAGAUUCACCUUAUGUUGAUAAAAAAACAACUCCGGUAAAGUCCAUGUUGAAAGUGUAAUUUAAUUCAAUUCCAAUCGGAUCAAAUACCACUAAAAAUAACAGUGCAUCCUAUGUAUGAUUCAAUCAAUUAUCUUAGUUUCAUCACCAUAAAGAAUCUUACAAUAGUUAAACUAGUUUUCAAAAAAAUAAAUGCGUUGAAGCAUAAAUAGAAGAAGCCUUUUAAUUAUACAAUAAUCUAAAGUUCUUAAUGUAGAGUAAAUCUAGUGUUUUAUAGGUCAGAAAAGAUGGAAAUUAGAUGCCUAGAAAAACCGUUGAUUUUUUUGUAAUAAUUUAUCAUUUAUUCAUAGUAACAUAAAGAAAUAGCUAAACCAACUUUAUUCUGA